Perca flavescens (yellow perch) is the source of this 861-nucleotide messenger RNA. Its product is annotated as C-type lectin domain family 4 member G-like. The transcript is spliced from 8 exons. The record is from RefSeq and is a predicted model, not a curated record. The coding region runs from base 73 to 861 and encodes 262 amino acids. NCBI's taxonomy places the organism in Eukaryota, Metazoa, Chordata, Actinopteri, Perciformes, Percidae.
GAAAGAAUUUGCGCUGAGCUUCAUCAGAACAAAAUGAGAUCAAAAUAGGCUGACUGUUUCUUAGAGAAUGUAAUGUCUCUUUAUCUGCAGGAAAUCGAGGAAGUAGCUGACUAUGUUAAUGUACCAGCAUGCACUGUGGGUAAAGUAGCAGCCCCUCCAGAGGAAGUCAUAGAAGAACCUAGCUAUUUUAAUGCACCAGCAUGCACUGUGGAUAAAGUGGCAGCCCCUCCAGUUACGUCUGUCAUUUCUGAAAACGACGCCAAGCUGACGGCAGAAAUCCAGCAGCUGACUGUAGAGGUCCAGAACCUGACAACACGAAACCUGCAGCUGGAGACACAGAGGAAGAACUUAACAGAACAAAUACAAAACAUGGAGAAAAACUGGAAUGAGCUCAACGUCAGCCGAGCUCAGUGGAGCAUUGAUGCCUACUGCCCCAAAACAAGUAACGUGACACAGUGUCAAGCUUGUCAGAAUGGCUGGUUCCCCACCGGGUCUAACUGCUAUUAUUAUGACGCUGAUCCUCCUGAUCAGAAAACCUGGGAAGAAGCUCGACAAAACUGCAGAGGAAUGGAGUCAGAUCUGGUUGUUGUACAUAAUGAAAAGGAACAGAUUGCACUGAAUACAUACAGCGUGGGUAGUUCAGGAUACUGGUUUGGCCUGAGAGCUGAAGGUGGGAGAUGGAAGUGGAUUGAUGGAAGUGAUCUGACUGUAAGCUACUGGACACCACAACCUCCUCCUCCUGCUACUGAUGGUCAGUGUGUAAUGUCUGUCCAGAACGUGGGAUGGAGCACAGUGAACUCACGCUUUAAUCACGUGAGGAGGAAAACAGAACUUGAGGAGGAUCAGGGCUUGGCUUUGUGA